AUGAUAGAUCCUCAAAUCCAGUUGGAAUCGCAUGAAACUUUCUGGAUCGUUGCCGUUCACUUGUUCGGCGCUCUAUUAGGACCAUUCGUCGCUGGAUUUCUGGUCAUCCGAAUCGGUCCCCGGAGUCUGCUCAUGAGCUGUGUCAUUCCUGCUAUAAUCAAUUGGGUCAUGAUUGGAUACUCCAGAUCAGUGGCCGUGAUAUACGUUGCCCGUGCAAUAGCUGGAAUCGUGUAUGGCACAGUGGUGUCUACAUCACCGAUUUAUCUGGAAGAGACCUUACCCGAAUCGAUAAAAUACUUAAGUGAUUUAUUCUUGAUCUUGUUCGGUGCAGCAAUUGGGCUCUUAGUGUGCAGCACUUACUUUACCAUCGAUACCCAAGCCCAGUACAGCAGUGCCGGUUGGAUUGCAUUUCUAGGCCUUAUUACGUACAUCAUACUGUUCAACCUCGGAAUCAACUCACUUCCAUCAACGAUCAUUGAAGAAAUAUUCUCUCCAAAUCUAUAUUUGUUCGUCACUGGAAUGUUCGCCAUCAUGAACUAUCUGAUGUCGAUUGGAUUGGCGAAAAUUUUUCAAAGCACGCUGUUCAUGGUUGGAGUGCACGUGUCGUUUUGGAUCUUCACGAUAAGUGCUGCUGUUUGUGCGUUAUUGGUUUAUGCGUUUGUUCCGGAGACCAAAAACCUCACCUUCGAAGAGGCACGGCAAGCCGUUGCCGACAAGGCCAAGAUUAAUGGCCCAUCCUACGCGUGUAUCAAGGUUGUGAAUCCAUGCAAGGUCUGCGUGGAGGAUGACAAUAAUUAG
This is a messenger RNA of Ochlerotatus camptorhynchus, 798 nucleotides long. RefSeq names its product facilitated trehalose transporter Tret1-like. NCBI's taxonomy places the organism in Eukaryota, Metazoa, Arthropoda, Insecta, Diptera, Culicidae. The transcript has 2 exons. Gene Ontology annotation, biological process: transmembrane transport. Gene Ontology annotation, molecular function: transmembrane transporter activity. Gene Ontology annotation, cellular component: membrane. The record is from RefSeq and is a predicted model, not a curated record. Bases 1 to 798 code for a protein of 265 amino acids.